Molecule: messenger RNA, 2950 nt
Organism: Diceros bicornis minor
Lineage: Eukaryota; Metazoa; Chordata; Mammalia; Perissodactyla; Rhinocerotidae
Gene: INAVA
Product: innate immunity activator
Exons: 10
Coding region: 1145-2881 (578 amino acids)
Biological process (GO): adherens junction maintenance; positive regulation of protein ubiquitination
Source: RefSeq, a predicted model, not a curated record
CUGCUGGGGACAGCCAACAGGUGGCUUUACCCCUUGCCUUCCCCAGUGAAAUAGGCUGAAUUCCAGAUGGUUCUCAGUUUGCUUGAGGGUCAAUGGGGUGGGAGACCUGGAGGCUUAUUUUUUGUAGGGAGCGAGUUCCAUUUUGGUCUCUGUUCACUUGUGUUUGGUGAGUGAGCUUAGACCUUGGGGUUAUAGUGGCCCUCCUGUGGAGUAGGGCACAGGACUGGGGUUCAGGUCAGUACUCCGCGGACCCUGUUGAGUAUGGUUGUAAAUAAUAAACAGGGAAGAGGUGGUCUUGAUGUACCUGGGGGAAAAUGUCGAGGAUAAAAAGAGAACAGCAUGGCCUUCUUUGGGGCCCUAGAGUCUCCCCAUAUGGAGUUCCAGGGUCACUGCCUUUCCUGAGGAUUUUUAACCUGAUUUGGGAGAGACAAAACUCAGGCCUUGGUCUCCAUUUCAGUGUAUGGGAAGAGCGAUGACCUGUCCCUGUCAGUUGGUGAAUUUCUGGCUGGUAUUCCCCAUGGACGGUGGGCCUUCACUUUGCUUUUGGGGGCCUUGCAUGCCUCAGUUUCUGGGAAGGGAAAAUGAGGUACAAGAGGGCAGUGACCAUCUGAGGCAGGAGAGCCCGGGCCAGGGCAGGAGGCACCAGGGUCCCCCGAGGCCAUGAAGACGUGACCCUGUUGCCUUCUGGGGUCCUCCAUGGGAAGCCCCCUUCUCCCUGCUCCCCGCUGCCCCGGAAGCUCGGAGGCCCUGGAGCUGCCAGAGGCAACAGCCACAGCAAGAGUAGUUCAGAGAAGGACUAGCUCACCUGCUCCUCCCCUCUGACUCAAGUCACAACAAGUAACCUGCUUCCUUGGGAGGGACUGCGGGCAGGCGGGACCAGAGGGAGGGACCGACAGCCAUCAGCGUGCAGAGAGUCGAGCCAGGUCAGAGAGAGAGCACAGGGAGGCCGGCCCGGGGCCUGGAGGACCCUGAAGCGACAUGCAACGCCGCUCGGCCCCCUGACCUGGGAACAGGGUGCUUCCAGGACUCCUGGACUGAACCCAGAAGCAGCUGGGGAAACUCCAGGCCACCUGCACGUCCUGGCCCAGGUUGGGAACGGUGUCACCCCUCCCUGAUCUGUGCCCCCUCCUCCCAGAAGUCCACCAUGGAGAGUAAGGAUGAGGUCAGCGACACCGACAGUGGCAUCAUCCUGCAAUCUGGCCCCGACAGCCCGGUCUCCCCAGUGAAGGAGCUGACCCAUGCGGUGCGCAAGCAGCAGCGGGCCCUGGAGGAGCGGCUGGAGGCCUGCCUGGAGGAGCUGAGGAGGCUGUGCCUGAGGGAAGCGGAGCUGACGGGGAUCCUGCCAGCAGAGUACCCCCUCAGACCAGGGGAGAAGGCCCCCAAGGUCCGCCGCAGGAUUGGAGCAGCCUACAAACUGGACGAGCAGGCCCUGCACAGAGAGGACCCCCUGAGCAGCCUGGAGUGGGAGCUGGCCCUGCAGCUGCAGAUCGCCGAGGCGGCGAGGCGGCUGUGCCGGGAGGAGAACGUGGGCAGGCAGGCCCGCCGGCAGCGGAAGCUGGCCCUGCUGCAGGAGGAAGAGAAGCUGCGCGCGCUGGAGCGCUGCCUGGGCGAGCAGCGGUGCCACAGCGGGCCCCCUCCCGCCACCCCGCUCCCCCUGGGCCGAGAGCUCAGUGCCUCCGAUGACAGCUCCCUGUCGGAUGGGCUGCUCUUGGAGGAAGAGGAAUCCCAAGUGCCAAAACCUUCCCCGGAGUCCCUGGCUCCACUCUCCCGGCCUCUCCCGCCCCAGAGCCUCGAGGGGCUGCAGCCAGCAGGACCUGAGACUGGGGGCCUGGAGCGGGCCCCGAUCCAGAACAGCCCCUGGAAGGAGACCAGCCUGGAUCACCCCUACGAGAAGCCCAGGAAGUCUUCUGAACCCAACAGCGAGUCCAGCAGCCCAGCCAGCACGCCGCAGGGGGGGCCCAGCGCCUCCAGCCCGUGGCUACUGGAGCCCGCCUCCUACCAUGUGGUUCCCGUCCGCAGCAUUCCCAGCCAGCGGCAGGGCCGCACCAGUGCCCCAGCCACCCCCGAGAUGCAGGGGAGGAGGGGCCAGUCGCAGUCUCUGAGGAUGGAGUCCUUCCGGGCGGGUCCCGAGGGCCGGGGGCGCAGCGCCUUCCCCCGCCGCCGCCCCACCCACUACACAGUGACAGUGCCGGACUCCUGCUUCCCCCGGACCAAGCCCCCACUGCCCCAGGCCGCCUGCCACUCCUGCUCGGAAGACAGCGGCUCGGACGUGUCCAGCGUCUCUCACCCCACCUCGCCGGGCAGCAGCAGCCCCGACGUCUCCUUCCUGCGGCCGCUCUCCCCACCCGAGCUGCCUCGCCUGCGCAUGGCCUGGGGCCCGGGGGGCGGCAGGGAGCUGGCUGCCCCCUCGCCCAGGCUGCUGCUACCCCCCGGCUGUGUCCCGGCCGCACGCUACGUGCUGGUGGCCCAGAGCCACCUGCCGCCGGGCGAGUGGCAACUGUGCGGCGCGGGCCGGGGCCCCAGCGACGACGAGGAGGGGGCGCCCCUGCGCUGCCAGUGGCUGGUGCCCCCCCGCAGCCACCUGGUGCGGACGCCCUCGCUCAAGGACAGCCCAGCCGGCCGAGGGCUCAGCAGGGCCGCCGUGACCGAGGAGCUCCGCUGCUGGCACGAGCGCGCACGGCUCCGCAGCGCGCGCCCGCACUCGCUGGACCGCCAGGGGGCCUUCCGCGUGCGCAGCCUGCCCCCUGGCAGAGAGGGCCUCGGGCCAGCUCCGGGUGCCCGGACGCAGGUGCCCACAGGCUAUGUACUGCGGAGAUCGCCUGAGGGGGGCCCUGUGCAAGUCUUUGUCCCUGAGAACGGCGAGAUCGCCAGCCAGGUGUAACCCAGGCCAGGUGUACCUGCGCUGCAAAUGCCUCGGCCCGGCUGCCGGAGACUGUUUCAUAGCGGGCCU